Eucalyptus grandis is the source of this 3360-nucleotide messenger RNA. Its product is annotated as probable LRR receptor-like serine/threonine-protein kinase At3g47570. Gene Ontology annotation, cellular component: plasma membrane. The record is from RefSeq and is a predicted model, not a curated record. Gene Ontology annotation, molecular function: ATP binding; protein binding; protein kinase activity. The coding region runs from base 1 to 3360 and encodes 1119 amino acids. The transcript is spliced from 5 exons. Lineage: Eukaryota; Viridiplantae; Streptophyta; Magnoliopsida; Myrtales; Myrtaceae. Gene Ontology annotation, biological process: protein phosphorylation.
AUGAGGUUUGUAGAGUUUCAAUUAUGCCACUUGCUUCUUGGUAUUGCUCUUGCAUUGUGCUUUAACCAAGUCUCAUCCACCACCAAUGAAACAGACAAAAUCGCAUUGCUCGCAUUUAAGGCCGGCAUAACCGUAGAUCCUUUCGGCGUGCUUAACUCAUGGAAUGAUAGCAUUGGGUUUUGCCAGUGGUAUGGCGUUACGUGUGGCCGGAGGCACCGAAGGGUCACAAUUCUAGACCUGUCAUCACAAGGACUCUUCGGAUCAAUCUCUCCUCAUAUUGGGAAUCUCAGCUUCCUAAGGAAAAUGUUGUUUCUCAACAAUAGUCUCGAUUGUGAAAUCCCUUCGCAAGUCGAGCAGCUACGCCAUCUUCGUAGCUUACAACUAGACUUCAAUUCAUUGGUCGGUGAAAUUCCCAAAAACAUGUCGAGUUGCUCUAACCUUGUCACCCUCUGUCUUCAAGGCAACCACCUAACAGGAGAGAUUCCUGGAGAGCUUGGUUCACUAUCAAAGCUACAGGUGUUCGCUUUGUCCGGUAAUAAUUUGAGUGGGAGUGUGCCUUCCUUUAUUGGAAACUUAUCUUCAUUGGAGGUCCUUCAUAUAACCUCUAAUAAAUUGGGUGGGAGCAUUCCCCAAGUUCUAGGCUAUCUGACGAACUUGAAAGUCAUGGCCCUAAGAGGAAACAGAUUGUCAGGUACAAUUCCAUCUUUAUUAUUCAAUCUCUCUUCACUAGCUACAUUUGAAGUUGGAGGGAACCAGAUACUAGGGACUCUUCCUACGGAUAUGGGUCUCAAGCUCCCAGCUCUUGAAUAUUUUAGUGUCGUUGAGAACCAACUUGAGGGACCAAUUCCCCCGUCGAUAUCAAAUUCCACAAAACUAACAAGGCUUCAACUUGCAAUUAAUAAAUUAUCUGGGAAUGUACCUUCAUUUGAAAAUCUGCAUGAGCUUCUUACACUUGCAAUCUUUGAUAAUCAGCUUGGAAGUGGAAAACCUGGAGACUUAAGCUUCCUUUGCUCGUUGACCAACAACACCAAAUUAACGGGUGUGAUGAUUUCGGUAAACAAGUUUGGUGGGGUGUUACCAAAAUGCAUAGGUAAUUUAUCUACUACUUUCAGGGGACUUGGAAUAGAUAAGAAUCAAAUAUUUGGUGAGAUUCCAGAAGAAAUCGGGAAUCUUGUCAAUUUGAAUAUAUUGUCCAUGCGUUUCAACUAUCUUUCAGGUGGUAUGCCCUCAAAUAUGGAGAAUCUACAAAAUCUAGCAAUACUACAUUUAGGUAGAAACAACUUGCAAGGGACCAUCCCAUCUUCUUUUGGAAAUCUAACCAAGUUGAUUCAACUAUAUCUUUAUGAGAACAACUUGCAAGGGAAAAUUCCUUCCCAUCUAUCAAACUGUCGAUCUCUUAAUCGUCUUGAUUUGUCUAAUAACAAUCUCAGUGGUGCCAUACCCCCACAGCUUAUAGGUCUCUCAUCAUUAGCGAUCAUUUUGGACUUGUCUCAUAACCAUCUGAUUGGGGUUCUACCCAUAGAAGUCGGCAACUUGAGAGCUUUGACUAUGUUGGACAUCUCGGACAAUUUGUUGGGAGGUGAAAUCCCUAGUAGUUUAGGUGAUUGCACUUCAUUGACAGAAUUGAGGAUGGGGGGCAACUUCUUCCAUGGGUCCAUUCCUCAAUCAAUAAGAUCAUUAGGAGGCAUUGAAGAGAUGGAUCUUUCACGUAACAAUUUGUCGGGUCAGAUUCCAGAAUUCUUAACAAUAUUUCAUUCCUUGAAAGUCUUGAAUUUGUCGUAUAAUAAAUUUCAAGGCAUGCUACCAUGCGAAGGAGUCUUUAAGAAUGCGAUUGGUACUUCCAUUAUUGGGAACAAUGAGCUCUGUGGCGGACUGCCAGAAUUUCACCUCCCUAGCUGCAUCUCUAAAGGCUCCAAGAGAAGAAAGAUAAAUAUAAUGAUAUUGUCCGUUUCCGUUAUUUUUGGAGUUCUUGGAACAUCUCUUUUUCUUGCUCUUAUAUGUCUCUUUUGGUUGAAGAAGAAAGCAGAUAAACCCGUUUCAAGUUCGAUAGACAAUUCAUGUUUGAACUUAAGUUAUGGAACACUCCUAAAAGCAACUGAUGGAUUUUCUUCAAUGAGUUUGAUCGGUGUUGGAAGCUUUGGUUCUGUAUAUAGGGGGAUACUCGAGGGCGAUGGAACUAUUGUUGCCGUGAAGGUGCUUCAUUUAAUGCAUCGCGGUGCUCUAAAAAGCUUCACAGUCGAGUGUGAGGCAUUAAAGAAUAUCAGACAUCGAAAUCUUUUGAAGAUACUAACAGUUUGCUCGAGUACUGAUUAUCAAGGAAAUGAUUUUAAGGCCUUAGUCUAUCAAUUCAUGGACAAUGGAAACCUAGAACAGUGGCUACAUCCAAAUGCAACCUCAUCUCAUGGCAAUGAGCUUCCGAAAAAGUUGAAUUUCAUUUGGAGGAUAAAUAUUGCUAUUGAUGUUGCUUCUGCACUAGAUUAUCUUCAUCACAGGUGCCACAUCCCCAUCGUUCAUUGUGAUUUAAAGCCGAGCAAUGUCCUCUUAGAUACUCACAGGGUCGCACAUGUGGGCGACUUUGGAUUGGCGAAAUUUCUUCUUGGAUCAUCUCCUGAUAUUGUAGCUAAUCAAAUGAGCUCAAUGGGUCUUAGAGGGACAAUUGGUUAUGCUCCACCAGAAUAUGCAAUGGGAUGUGAGGUCUCAAGAGAAGGAGAUGUCUACAGUUACGGUAUCCUCUUACUAGAGAUGUUCACAGGAUUGAGUCCCACCGAAAAUAGAUUCGAGGACAAUUUGACUCUUCGUAGUUUUGUCACAACAGCUUUGCCUGAACGAGCCUUGGAAAUUACAGAUCACAUUCUACUUCUAGAAAGAGAGAGUCAUUUCGAUCCCAAUAGUCGUCAGCAUUGGCUUUCCGAAAGCAAUGACAUAUUUCAAGAGUGUUUGGUUACAGUAUUUAAUAUCGGAGUGGCUUGUUCCAAUGAAGUGCCUAGAAGACGGAUGAGCAUCGGUGGUGUUGCAAAUCAACUGCAAAAGACUAGGGAAAAGCUCUUCGCAUUGGGUUUCCAUGAACAGGAUGAACUACCACAGGACCUCCGCUUGUUCCGCCGAGGAUGCCGCCACCAGCUUGGAGAAACUGUUGACCAGGCGACCGUGAGAAUCGUGACAGAUGCAGGCGAUGGCAACCCUGUGUUCGUCCUCUCCUCUGUUCUCUACACAAGCUGUUGCCGCGCCUUCGAUCCUAGCAAAAGGGGCAUCUAUGUUGAUUUUCAGUGUGUCCGAGGUCGAGGGUUGCCAUUUGGGCAUGGGUUUUUGACUGAAGAUGAACCGGUUUUGGUCUUUCCAGAUGCACCACAAGAGAGCUAG